Microthlaspi erraticum is the source of this 768-nucleotide messenger RNA. The record is from the annotation of a GenBank genome assembly. Lineage: Eukaryota; Viridiplantae; Streptophyta; Magnoliopsida; Brassicales; Brassicaceae.
AUGACUGCUCUUGUAACUGGUGGAGCCAGCGGAAUCGGGCAUGCCAUAGUAGAGGAGCUAGCCAAUUUUGGAGCUAGAAUUCAUGUAUGCGACAUAUCUGAAACACUGCUCAAUCAAAGUCUAAUCGAAUGGGAAAAGAAAGGGUUUCAAGUGAGUGGUUCGAUCUGUGAUGUAUCCUCUCGUACCGAGAGAGAAACACUUAUGCAAAACGUCUCAACAAUGUUCGAUGGAAAGCUCAACAUUCUAGUGAAUAACGUUGGGGGAUGUCGCAUAAGGCCAACAAUAGAAUAUGGGGCAGACGAUUUCUCGUUCCAUAUUUCAACAAACAUUGAAUCUGCUUACCAUCUUAGCCAGCUUUCACAUCCUCUCCUAAAGGCUUCUGGAUUUGGAAACAUCGUCUUUAUUUCCUCUGUUGGCGGGGUUGUAUCAAUGGACUGUGGAUCCAUCUAUGGUUUAACUAAAGGAGCUAUGAAUCAUCUAGCAAAAAAUUUGGCGUGCGAAUGGGCAAGAGACGGCAUAAGAGCUAACUCUGUUGCUCCUAGUUUUGUUCAAACUGAGAUGGCUGAACCUCUUCUCGGAGACGCCGGUUACAAGAAGAGUUUGUUUGGUAUAACUCCACUUGGGCGUGCUGGACAACCAAACGAGGUUGCAUCACUAGUGGUCUUCUUGUGCCUACCUGCAGCUUCAUAUAUUACUGGUCAGACCAUUUGUGUUGAUGGAGGUCUCAGUGUCAAUGGUUUCACCUAUAAGCAUCAUGCUUUAGCCUAG